Molecule: messenger RNA, 546 nt
Organism: Aspergillus pseudonomiae
Lineage: Eukaryota; Fungi; Ascomycota; Eurotiomycetes; Eurotiales; Aspergillaceae
Exons: 3
Coding region: 1-546 (181 amino acids)
Source: RefSeq, a predicted model, not a curated record
AUGGAUCGACGCUGCUGGGGAUCUCAAGGGGCACAGACUGUCGGUGUUCUGGAACAACAACACAACCGACAGAAUCCCUCAAUCCUCGGAAAUGCAGGAACUACGAAAGGAAGUAUCAGAACUCACCGCGAUAAAGUUGGGCAACCACUUGCAACAUUAUCAUUGGUGGUAUCUUCUUCAACGAGGGCAACCCGGGCGGAGCUGGGUCUGCCAGUGAUAAGACUGGACACCAACCAAGCCCCCCCCAGAUGCCAUCAAAAGUCCUGCAAGAACCAAUCCAGCUCCAGCAAAUCGUCGGUGCCUUGGGACUCUAGAGCGAGACGGAGAACAUCCGAAUUGAAGGAGUUAAAAACAGCGCCGCGAAACAUCGUCAAGGCUUUCGCGGAGCGAGACCAAGACGUGAAGCUACUCCGGGAACGAUCGGAAUCGCCGCAGGCUCUCUCGGGAGUGGAGCUUCAGCGAGAACAACGGUAUCCUAUCAAAUUGGACGCACUCCGGAAAACCGACGUCUUUGACGAUCUGGAAAAGGAGAAGAGCAACUUCUAG